This is a messenger RNA of Penicillium daleae, 2298 nucleotides long. Its product is annotated as E3 ubiquitin-protein ligase HEL2. Gene Ontology annotation, molecular function: ubiquitin protein ligase activity; ribosome binding. The transcript is spliced from 3 exons. Gene Ontology annotation, biological process: protein ubiquitination; rescue of stalled cytosolic ribosome. The coding region runs from base 1 to 2298 and encodes 765 amino acids. NCBI's taxonomy places the organism in Eukaryota, Fungi, Ascomycota, Eurotiomycetes, Eurotiales, Aspergillaceae. The record is from RefSeq and is a predicted model, not a curated record.
AUGGCUGACAACACCCCAACUGCCCCGUCAUCAGGCCACGGUCGUGGUGGUAGCCGCCGUCGUGGCCGUGGAGGGGCCCCUCCCUCUGGCCGUUCUGAUGAACCGCGCAACGCUGGAGAUGGCGCAGGUCGAGGAGGCAAGUCCCGCGGUCGCGGAGGUCGAGGCUCUGGUGGACGCGAGAAACAACGGAACCAGGAUGGACCCGAAGAAACUGAGACACAACCCACGUCGCAGGUUGCGACAGUAGGGACACAAGAGGUCCCCGCCGCUACCGAUGAUGCCGACGAUGGAGAGAUCUGCUUCAUUUGUGCGUCGACUGUUGAACAUACGUCUGUGUCGCCUUGCAAUCACCGGACGUGUCAUAUCUGUGCGCUCCGCUUGCGCGCCCUUUACAAGAACAAAGGCUGCGCUCAUUGUCGAACCGAGUCUCCCUUUGUCAUCUUCACCGAUGAUCCCGUGCGACGAUUUGAAGAAUUCGAGAAGAAGGAUUUCGCUCGGACCGAUGAGAACUUGGGUAUCCAUUAUGAGAAGGACGAAAUCUUUGAAGACACAGUGCUGUUGCUUCGAUACAACUGCCCGGAUGAAGAUUGCGAUGUCGCCUGUCUUGGAUGGCCGGACUUGCAUCGUCAUGUAAAGAGCAAGCAUGGAAAGGUGAUGUGUGAUCUUUGUACACGGAACAAGAAAGUGUUCACUCACGAGCACACCCUUUUUACCAUGGCUGAGUUGCGGAAACACGAGAAGCAUGGUGAUCACAAACCCGGUGCUAUCGAGCAGAGCGGCUUCAAGGGCCACCCAGAGUGUGGAUUCUGUCGGCAAAGAUUCUAUGGUGAUGAUGAGCUCUACACCCACUGUCGUGACAAGCAUGAACGAUGCCAUAUCUGUGACCGCCGCGCUUCCCAUCGCCAGCAACAAUACUACAUUGACUACAAUGCUUUGGAGGGCCACUUCCAGAAAGAUCAUUUCCUCUGUCUUGACAAGGAAUGUUUGGAAAAGAAGUUUGUAGUUUUCGAGUCGCAGAUGGACCUAAAGGCCCACCAGAUUGAGGCCCACCCAAAUGGAGUCUCCAAGGAUGUGCGACGAGACGCUCGGAUUGUCGAUCUCGCCGAGUUCGAUAUUCGGAGCCCAUAUCAGCCGCAGCGUCAGCGCCGCGGUGCUGGUCGUGGCCGAGAUCCCAAUGCCGAGCCUCUACCUGUAUCUAGUGCACAGCCUCUCGGGCGUGCUGAACAAGCCUUCCAGCGGCAACAAGCUAUCCAAAGCUCCCAGUCCGUCACCACUCGCAGUUUCGGUGGACAGCUCAGCCGAAAUGAGACCCAAACGGUACAGGCACCCGCUCGGUCAGCAGCAGGUACCCCUAACCCGGCAGCUCGUGCUCGACCACCACCUACUGCAGAGUUGGAGAGUCUUAGCCUUGCGGCCACCUCGGCAACCCUGAGCCCGCAAGACCAAGCUCGUCGCUUGCGUCAUACCACUGUGGUGGAGCGGGCUUCAAAUCUCCUCCACAAUGAUGCGACCAAGCUUGCUGAGUUCCGGACGAGAGUGUCCAGCUAUCGCACUUCGUCUAUCGGUGCUACUGAGCUCAUCGAUGCGUUCUUCUCUCUGUUUGAUACCUCUAGCUCGGAGUUAGGUAAGCUCAUUAAGGAGCUUGCCGAUAUCUAUGAAGACGAAAGCAAGCGCACAAGUCUUCUCCAAGCAUGGAACGACUGGCGCGCUAUCAAUGAGGACUACCCUGCUCUCCCAGGUCCCGGUGGUCUUCUGCCUGGCAUGUCUCCAGGGACAGUCAGUACCGGUGGCAGCCGUGUCUUGCGGCUGAAGUCUUCUACCGCUCAAUCAUCUCGCUCCGCCGUUGGUAGAAGCGGCGCCAUGUCCUCAUCCUCCGCCAAUCCAUUCCCUCCACUUUCUGCAGCCGUCGGCAGCUCAUCUCGCCGAAACAAUGCUGCCACUUCUACUCCCUGGGCUGCUGCCGCCCCUCCACCCUCCAUCAGUCGCCCGUCAUACUCAAAUCCACCCAGUCGCUCGUCUCCAGCCAUGGGCCCUAGUACCGCAGCCCCCGUCACUGGUGCGAACGCUUUCCCCGCUCUCCCCACGGCCGCGAAGCCAAAUGUCAUGAUGCCCGGAAAGACGCGCGGUUACGUCCGGUGGGACGAGCGUAAAGGCCCCGCUGCUAAUGCAUGGGGAUCUAAUCCGUCUUCUGGUCUUGCAUCUCCGGCAGAGCCGGUAGAUGAGUUUGAGGACGAGCCUAGCGAUGGAAAGAAGGGGAAAAAGAAGAAGGGCAAGCAGACCCUCUUCCACUUUGGUUGA